Messenger RNA from Apis cerana (Asiatic honeybee), 4513 nucleotides. It is a transcript of the gene Eyg, whose product is annotated as eyegone. Gene Ontology annotation, molecular function: RNA polymerase II cis-regulatory region sequence-specific DNA binding; DNA-binding transcription factor activity, RNA polymerase II-specific. NCBI's taxonomy places the organism in Eukaryota, Metazoa, Arthropoda, Insecta, Hymenoptera, Apidae. Gene Ontology annotation, biological process: anatomical structure development; regulation of transcription by RNA polymerase II. The record is from RefSeq and is a predicted model, not a curated record.
ACCGAACGGAAGGCAAUCUGCUCGAAUCCGGCGGACCGCGAACAGGUUACCCCGUGUACUCGUGUUACAUCGUUCUCCUUCUAUUUCUUCUUCUUCUUCUUCUUCCUUCCCUUCUUCUCCUGCUUCUUCUUCUUCCUCUGUUCGACUCCUCCGCGUGUUUUUUCCACGCUACGCUAUCUUCGCCCCCGAUUUCUUCCUCGAUUCGGUUAUGGAUAUCGCGAAGGGUGGACGAGGCGACCCGUGUCGGGAAGAAUCACGUGUUCCUUCCGAGCUGUCAAACCAACCGAGUGCGCGUUAAAUAUAUAUAUAUAUAUACGUCGCGGAUGGGUGCGUUGAGAGGCGGUACCGAGUUUUCGCGCGAUCGAGAGGAGGAUUGGAAGCUGUUAGAGGAGAAGAAGAAGAAGAAGAAGAGUCGAAAAAGGAGCGGAAUAUCGUGAAAGAGUGGAACAAGGUCGAAGAGAGGAAAAGGGGGAGGUCGAAAGAAGGGCAAGUAUAAAGAGCGUGGGUUAGCUGAAAUCUGGAUGUCAGCUGCUCCCGCGAGAGGCGCGAGAAGCGAGUGGGGGUGAGGCCGGCCGUUGGCGCGCUUGGAAAGCCCGAACGGAAGGCAAUCUGCUCGAAUCCGGCGGAGCGCGAGCAGGUUAUCCCGUGGUUGCUCGUCGCCCGUUAUUGGGGAAGGGAGGAGACGGGACGGGCGGGAAGGUGGGAGAGAGACGGUAGGAAGCCGGGAGAAAGAAAUCGAGGAUCGAGGUGAAAGAGGAGAGCGGUGGUGGGAAGCGGGAGGGAGAGAGGGAGGGGGUGGGAAGGUAGAGAAGGGCACACGCGUCUAUAGGUAGCGACGAGCUUCGACGAGGCGCCUGCGCUCGCGAGCACUCCUCGCCGUUACCUCCUCGCAUCGACUACGCUCGUCCACGUAGACGCGACAGCCGACGUGAAAGCUCGCGCUGCGAUGAGACGCGUUCGCCGACGGAUCCAAGGACAGGAUGUCACUCCGCUCCGCUGAUCGUACGCGGGAAGCCACGCCGGGUCCUGGCGUCGACUGCGCUCGCGCGCUCCUGCGCCAGCGCGACGCGCACACCGACCGCUUCGUUUUGUGACACCGCUCGCGAGUGCGCGCGUGCAUACGCCGACCGACCUUCGACCGCUCCUCGUCGCCCUCUCCGCGCGCCCUCCAGGACUCGCCCCGACGACCACUCGUCCGAGUUCCAGGAAAACUCGUGGAAAUUGGAGGAGAUCGGAGGUGAGGGAGCGCGAGAAGAAGAAGAAGGAGAGAGGAGGAAAGGAGAGGGGAGGAGGGGGUGGACCGGGAAGAAACGGAGAGAGCAUCCGUCGGGCGCGGAAGGACAGGAAGAGAAACGAUCGCACAGGCACAGGGAGGACGGGUUUGGGUAGAGCAGUGGAGGAGGAGGAGGAGGAGGAGGAGCUGGUGCUGGGUGUGGAGGGGGUGGAGGUGAUCGUCUGGUGAUGAUGAUCGGUGGCGGCGUCGCGACCCCUCCUGGUACUGCCAAGUCGGCGGCUGCGAUCGACGGCGAAAUGGUGCAGGUCGACGGCAUUGGCAGUGGUAGUGUCAGUGGCAGUGCUAGUGGUAGUGGUAGUCCCGCGACAGGCGCGACUACUACGCGUAUCGCCAACUCCAACAACGCUGGCGGCAACAAUAAUAACAAUAAUAAUAACGGGGACGUUGCGAACAAUAACAACAACAACAAUAACGAGGGACACGCAGUGGUGAAUUGCGGGAGCGGGCCAGGCGCCCCGUUGACCGACAAGUUUUGCUGUCACGACGACGAUGCCCCCGUGAGCACCGGCGUCGCCCGACCUUGGGAACCACCCUCGCCGACCUUCUCGCAGACGAGGUCGCAUCUGUUUCAGGUCCAUCCACCGCACCAUCAUCAGCAUCCAGCCGCGCAUCACCAUCAACAGAUGACCGUGCCUCCGGUGUCGUUGAUCGACGGGGUGAGCCUGCAGAACUGUACCGCGGGCCCGUUCGCGAGCGGGAACGGCGGUGGAAGCAGCCGUCAACGUUUGCUCGAGCUGUCCCAUGGAUUGGGGGCACUGAGACACUACAACGACCUGGCCAAUCACGUGCUCUCGUUGAAUCAACAGGGGGCGGUCGUCACCAAGCUUCUGGGUACGCUGCGCCCGCCGGGUUUAAUCGGUGGUAGCAAGCCGAAAGUCGCGACGCCGGCCGUCGUCGCCAAGAUCGAGCAGUACAAGAGGGAAAACCCGACCAUUUUCGCAUGGGAGAUUCGGGAGAGGCUCAUCUCCGAAGGUGUGUGCAGCAACGCGACGGCCCCGUCCGUGAGCAGCAUCAAUCGAAUCCUGCGGAAUCGCGCCGCUGAGCGGGCGGCCGCCGAAUUCGCGAGGGCGGCCGGAUACGGGUUGUACGCCGCAGGCCCUCACCCGUACUUCAACAGCGGCCAUCAGCACCCGACGACCAGCCACCACUUGCCCGCCGGCUGGCCUGCGCCGGGGGCGGCUGCCCACCCCUGGAUGCUGCCGCCGCUGGCCACCGGCAUCUCGGGCGCCGCUUCCGCUCUGCUGCUUCCGCCGUCCUUGAGCCCCGGCGCGGCGGUCGCCGCCGCCGCAGCCGCCUCCGCCUCCGCCGCUGGCGCGCCCGACCACUCUCUGCACGCGGACGCCAUCGCCCGAGGCUACUUGCAAGGUGAUUGCGAUUUCCCCGCGAUUUCGAGGAUGAGCAGGGGCGAGGGGGGGAGCGAGAGAGAGAGUGUGGAAGAAUGGUCGUUUUUCUGCGCAGACGGCGACGGGGACGAAGGGAGCCUGGACGGGUCGGAGCAACCCAAGUUCCGGCGGAAUCGCACCACGUUCAGCCCGGAACAGCUCGAGGAGCUCGAGAAGGAGUUCGAACGAUCUCACUACCCUUGCGUGUCCACGCGGGAGCGGCUAGCAUCGAAGACGUCUCUGUCGGAGGCUCGUGUGCAGGUUUGGUUUUCCAACAGACGGGCAAAGUGGCGUCGUCAUCAGCGAAUGAACCUCUUAAAGCGUUCGCCGCCGCCACCUCCGCCACCGCCGCCACCUCCGCUGCAACAGCAGCAGCAGCAGCAGCAGCAGCAACAGCAGCAGCAGCAGCCGCCGCAGCCGCCGCAACCGCAUUCCGCAUCCGGUAUGGAGGUAAACCGUGCGUCGAGCUGCUCGAUCGGCGGAAUGGGAGGAGAAAGUAGCGCGUUCCGGGUCGUGGUGACCAACUCGUCGUCGUCUUCGUCGUCGUCGAGGGAGCUGAUGGCGGAGCGGAACGAGAGGAUGGCGGAGAAGAAGGUGGAGUCGAUCGCGAGGCAGCCGGAACGGAAGCCGAGCGCCUUCAGGAUGAUCAGCCAACUCGUCGGGGAAGAUUCGCCGAGUAUAUCGAACAAGGCGUCGAGCCCCGGCUACGAGCAGCGCGAGAGGCACGAGGUGUCGAACGUCGGAGCCGGGAUCAGGGCCGAGUCGAGGAGCAAAGAGGAACUGGAGCGCGUGGAAGAGGACGAGGAAGAGGACGAGGAGAUAGACGUUCAAGACUCGGACCAAGAUGUUCCUUCUUCGCCCACGGUCGGGGCCUGGCGGGAUCAUUGGACGGAGCAGCAACCUUUGGAAUUGACGAAACACGAUCGUUGAAAUCGCCCCUUUCUUUUCUUCUCCUUCCUUUCCUUUCGAUCGUUAAACGUGCGCCCGAUCGAUUCCCUUCCUUUUCUUUUCCUUCCCGACCAAACGUUGUGAUUUAUCGUAAUUGUAUGUCGUGCGUGUAUGUCUUUGUGUAUAUACGUGUGCACACUCGGAGCCGUUGUGACGGAGAGGAGAGGUUAUAGAGAGAAAGUGCGUAAGAAAGAAAAAGUGCGUGACUAAUCUCGAUCGGUGGAAAAACUUCGAUCCGAUCCCGUGCACGGACCUUGACUUUCUUGGUGAAAUCCGAUCGCGAACGGAUCGUCGAUUUGCGAACUCGUAAUUCGCUCCCCGAUUAUUUCGAUCGAUCUCGAUCGAUCUUAUAAAACCUACUCACCGCUCGCUCCCAUUUAUCGCGAUUAAGAUUACGAUAAACGCUGUUUACGAAGAUGGUUGUGCGUGGUAACGUCGAGAAGCCGAGAUACGCGUCAUCGUGGCGCGUCGGUUUAAAAUUAUGGAUGGAUUUUAGACAGGUCGGUCGAUCGCUCGCGCAUCGGGCUGUCGACCGGCCCCGCUGUAAUUGCGCCACGUAUAUUAUAUAAUUUACAGCGGCGCGGCACAGGACGAUUCGUUCCUCCGCUGUCUGGAAAGCGAGCAGCCGCGGACACGUGUCCGGACACUUAUCCGCAACACUAGUCCUAGAGAAUCCGUUAUACGUCCGAAGAUAAUGCAGAUUGCCUAGGUACUACUACUACUACUACUACUACUACUACUACUACUAUUACUACUACUAUUACUACUACUAUUACUGCUACUACUACCACUACGUAGAUAGAAUAGUCGAACAGAUGGUAAUACUGUAACGAACACUCUGUUAAAAAACGACUUUUAUUUAAAUGAAAAUAUCGUUUGUAAAUAUCUA